This is a messenger RNA of Cajanus cajan (pigeon pea), 1594 nucleotides long. RefSeq lists its product as uncharacterized. Lineage: Eukaryota; Viridiplantae; Streptophyta; Magnoliopsida; Fabales; Fabaceae. The record is from RefSeq and is a predicted model, not a curated record.
GACACGCUUGGUAGCACCAGGCACCACCACACAACACAACAACAUUGUUCACAUAACUUCACUUUCAAGGCCAAUCCUCUUUUAACUUUCAUCUUUCUCACAAACACAAUUUUUCCCUACCCCUUAAGUAUAACACCAAACACACACACACACACACAUAAUACACUUAUUCACACCCUUUGCACAUUUUGCAUCACUUUCUCUCUCUGAAGCAAGUGCUGAGUAAUAACUCUCGUUUCUGGGUCACCCCGUGACCGUGAUGAUCAUAAAGUUUCUGGCUUUUUAGUGAUGGGUUCGUGUUCUUCGGUCCCCAGAAAGGCUAACAAAGACAUGAAGCUCAAACUCUCGUUUUGUUCCAAAUCUGAGAAGCUUGCGAUUGCUCCAUCACCCAUCAAGGGACAACCCCAAAAUGGGAACUUUGGAUUGUCAACGGCUCGGUCAACGACCACCUUCACUGACCAAGGUAGCAAAGAGGAAGCAUUUUUUGAUUCUAAACCCUGGUUAGACUCAGAUUGUGAAGAGGAUUUCUAUAGUGUCAAUGGUGACUUCACACCAUCUCGAGGGACCACCCCAGUUCACCACACUUUUGGCACCCCUUCUAGGAAUAGAAUUCCUAGUUCCAAGGCUGAACCAUCCCCAGAAAAGAAAAAGAAACUGCUAGAGCUUUUUCGAGAAAGUGUCAAAGAUGACCAAGUUGAUGAUGGCUAUGGACACAACAAAGAAGCCAAACCACCAACUAUAAAAGAUGUUAUGCCUAAAUCUGCACACUGUACCCCUUAUGGGGCAAACUCUGCUUGUAGCAGUGAAAGAACCAUGAGUGAGGAUCGUGUUUCCAUUAGAGAGAAAUCAGUUAAGUCUUUGCAGGGGUGCAUGCCAAGCUUGUCUUCAUGCCGAAGCUUUCGGGAGAGAAGGAGGAAGACAAGUCCUGCAAUAGAAGUAAAUGGAAAACAUUGACUUCUAUUGCUUUAUGAUGAACCAAGUUUCUCUGAUGAGUUUAAUUUUUAUACACCGUUACAUAUAUUCAACAAGAUUUUAUCAUUUUAUCACAUCAUCUUGUUUAGUAAUAUGAUGUGGUGAUAAGAUAAUGUUUUAUUGGAUGUAUGUGUAAAAGUGUUUUACAAUGAUGGUUUGCAUAAAUUAAACUCUUCAUCUCUUCUUUAUAUCCAGGAAGGUAAAGUGGUUGAAUUAAAUUUUGAUAAUGUACAUCAAUGUAUCCCUGUAAAGAACCGAAGUAAUAUGAAUUUGACAGCAUGUAAUCAUCAAAGAGAAGAGAUGCUGUAAAUCAUUAUGUAAUGAGAUUUUUUUCUGCAAGAAAUCCAAAAUCUAGGAUAUCUGCUUCAUAAUUUGUUGUAUACUGUUAGGUAGUAUUGUUAUAUUUAGAUCACAAUUUUUGUAAAUUUUAAAUAUUCAUUAAAUAAUUAACAUAUAACAUACUACCAAGUUACAUGUUCGAGCAUAAUUGGUAUAUAUCUCUUUGGGUUUGUCUAAUUCAAAAGUGCAGAGGAGAAGAAUUUUAAUGGAGAAUGGAAGAAAAAAGAUAAAAAUUCUUUUUGAUUAAGAGAAAUAGAGAAGAAAGAGAGAAGAAGAAUUUUAA